Messenger RNA from Equus quagga, 2025 nucleotides. RefSeq names its product collagen type X alpha 1 chain (gene COL10A1). Gene Ontology annotation, molecular function: protein binding. The transcript is spliced from 2 exons. The record is from RefSeq and is a predicted model, not a curated record. The coding region runs from base 1 to 2025 and encodes 674 amino acids. NCBI's taxonomy places the organism in Eukaryota, Metazoa, Chordata, Mammalia, Perissodactyla, Equidae.
AUGCUGCCACAAACAGCCCUUGUGCUGCUACUGACCUUGAACUUGGUUCAUGGCGAGUUUUAUGCUGAGAGGUAUCAAACACCUACAGGCAUAAAAGGGCCACCACCCAACAUCAAGACCCGGUUCUUCAUUCCCUAUGCCAUAAAGAGUAAAGGUGUAUCAGUGAGAGGAGAACAAGGUGUUCCUGGUCCACCAGGCCCCAGUGGACCUCGAGGGCACCCAGGACCAUCUGGACCACCAGGAAAACCAGGUUAUGGAAGCCCUGGACCCCAAGGAGAGCCAGGGUUGCCAGGACCACCAGGACCAUCAGCCACCGGGAAGCCAGGUGUGCCAGGACUCCCAGGAAAACAAGGGGAGAGAGGACCAUAUGGACCAAAAGGAGACAUUGGACCAGCUGGUUUACCAGGACCACGGGGCCCACCCGGGCCACCUGGAAUCCCCGGCCCGGCUGGAAUUUCUGUUCCAGGAAAACCUGGACAACAGGGACCUACAGGAGCCCCAGGACCCAGAGGCCUUCCUGGAGAAAAGGGUGCACCAGGUGUCCCUGGUAUGAACGGACAGAAAGGGGAAACGGGAUAUGGUGCUCCUGGUCGCCCAGGUGAGAGAGGCCUUCCAGGCCCACAGGGUCCCAUGGGACCACCCGGCUCUCCUGGAGUGGGAAAAAGAGGUGAAAAUGGGUUUCCAGGACAGUCAGGCACCAAAGGUGAUCAGGGCAUUCCGGGAGAAAGGGGACCAAUUGGCCCACCAGGCCCCCAAGGUCCUCCUGGGGAACAAGGACCAGAAGGCAUUGGAAAGCCAGGAGCCCCUGGAGCUCCAGGCCAGGCAGGGAUUCCAGGAACAAAAGGACACCCUGGGGCUCCCGGAAUAGCUGGGCCCCCAGGGGCUCCUGGCUUUGGGAAACCAGGCUUGCCAGGCCUGAAGGGGCAAAGAGGACCUAUUGGCCUUCCAGGAAGUCCAGGUGCCAAAGGGGAGCAAGGCCCAGCAGGUCAUCCUGGGGAGCCAGGUCUGACUGGACCCCCUGGAAAUAUGGGACCCCAAGGACCAAAAGGCAUCCCAGGCAACCAAGGGAUCCCAGGCCCUAAAGGUGAGACAGGGCCAGUGGGGCCUGCAGGACAGCCUGGGGCUAAGGGAGAAAGGGGUUUCUCUGGGUUAGAUGGAAAACCAGGGUACCCAGGAGAACCAGGUCUCAAUGGUCCUAAGGGUAACCCAGGGUUGCCAGGCCCAAAAGGUGAGCCUGGAAUUGGAGGACCUCCUGGUCUCCCAGGCCCUGUGGGCCCAGUAGGAGCUAAGGGAGUGCCUGGAAACAAUGGUGAGGCUGGUCCAAGAGGUGCCCCUGGAAUACCAGGUACCAGAGGUCCCAUUGGGCCACCAGGCAUUCCAGGAUUCCCUGGACCUAAAGGUGAUCGAGGAACUCCAGGUCUUCCUGGUCCAGCUGGCAUAGCAACUAAGGGACUCAAUGGACCCACUGGGCCACCAGGGCCUCCAGGUCCAAAAGGCCAUGCUGGAGAACCUGGCCUCCCAGGGCCCCCAGGCCCCCCAGGCCCCCCAGGCCAAGCAGUUGUGCCUGAGGGCUUUAUAAAGGCAGGCCAAAGGCCUCUUGUUAGUGCCAACCAGGGUGUAACAGGAAUGCCUGUGUCUGCUUUCACUGUUAUUCUCUCCAAAGCUUACCCAGCAAUAGGUGCUCCUAUCCCCUUUGAUAAGAUUGUGUAUAACAGGCAACAGCAUUACGACCCAAGAACUGGAAUCUUUACCUGCAGGAUACCAGGAAUAUACUAUUUCUCCUACCACGUGCAUGCGAAAGGGACCCAUGUUUGGGUGGGCCUGUAUAAGAACAGCACCCCAGUAAUGUACACCUAUGAUGAAUAUAUCAAAGGCUACCUGGAUCAGGCUUCAGGGAGUGCCGUCCUCGAUCUCACAGAAAAUGACCAGGUGUGGCUCCAGCUGCCCAAUGCCGAGUCGAAUGGCCUGUACUCCUCAGAGUACGUCCACUCCUCUUUCUCAGGAUUCUUAGUGGCUCCCAUGUGA